AUGGUUCGACUCCCGCUCGCACUUCUGACUUUUGUCCAUUCUUCAGGUGUGUUCUACAAGCUUUACGAGCAAGAGUUCACUCCGACUCAGGCGGAAAUAGAAAAUGUCUCUGAAGCGUCAGCCAACAGCCACGGGAUCUCUGCAAGUCUGAUGCGGACGGCCAUUAUAAACUCUCGCCAGCAUGAGGCCUUUCUGUACAAAUUGUAUUUGGAUCUCAAGGAGAUAGAGGCCAAGGCUCAGCAACUCAAUCAGAAAUAUCAGGAAGUAAUGAGCCGUCUUCACGAGACGAUGGUGCCACGAAUGGCGAGAAUCACUGGCGAUGCCGACUACGAUGCCGGCGAAACGUAUGGAAUGUACCACGUCAACGGUCCGACUUUGGAAAUGAUGAUGCAUACAAUAGACUCAGGACAAGACUACCAGUAA
Protopolystoma xenopodis is the source of this 423-nucleotide messenger RNA. The record is from the annotation of a GenBank genome assembly. Lineage: Eukaryota; Metazoa; Platyhelminthes; Monogenea; Polystomatidea; Polystomatidae.